AUGUCCCAAGAACAGUUGCGCGUCCUCAUCGUCGGCAACGGCGGCCGCGAACAUGCCCUGGCUUGGAAGCUGAGUCAAUCCCCUCGGGUCGAAAUCGUGUAUGUCGCCCCAGGCAAUGGUGGAACUGGCUUGGGGGCUCCUAGCAAGAUUUCCAAUGCCAAUGUCAAGGGCAAUGACUACCCUGGCCUAGUGGCAUUCGCUCAAAAGAACGGAGUCAACUUGGUGGUUCCGGGACCGGAGGCGCCUCUUGUGGAUGGCAUCCAAGGAUAUUUCCAAGCAGUUGGUAUUAGGUGUUUUGGCCCUUCCAAGGCCGCUGCGCGCAUGGAGGGCUCCAAGGCCUUCUCCAAGGAUUUCAUGAAGCGCCAUAACAUUCCCACAGCUGCGUACGAGAACUUCCGCGAGUAUGAGCCUGCCCGUCAAUACAUCGACUCCAUUUCCCACAAUGUUGUCAUUAAGGCAGAUGGCCUGGCUGGUGGCAAGGGUGUUGUUAUCCCGCAGACCAAGGAGGAAGCCCACCAAGCACUCCGCGAAAUGAUGUUGGACCGCCAGUUCGGCGAUGCUGGUAACGAGGUUGUUAUCGAAGAGUAUCUCGAGGGUGAUGAGCUCAGUGUUCUCACCUUCAGUGACGGCUACACUAUCCGCUCCCUCCCUCCUGCACAGGAUCACAAGCGUAUCUUCGACGGUGACCAGGGUCCCAACACCGGCGGUAUGGGCUGCUAUGCCCCUACCCCAAUCUCUUCUAAGGAAGUCCUUGAGGAGAUUGACCGCACCAUUGUGCAGCCUUCAGUUGACGGCAUGAGGCGAGAUGGUUUCCCUUUCGUGGGUAUCCUCUUCACCGGUCUUAUGAUGACGAAGAAUGGCCCUAAGGUCCUCGAAUAUAAUGUUAGAGGUGGAGACCCGGAGACUCAAACUCUCCUGCCCCUGCUCAGCGAUGACACUGAUUUGGCGGAGAUCAUGGUUGCUUGUACCGAACACUGGCUCGACGGUGUCUCCAUCAACAUCAAGCCCGACUUCUCUACCACCGUCAUCGCAGUGGCCGGUGGAUAUCCUGGAUCUUAUGCCAAGGGCAAAACCAUCACCCUUGACCCGGUUCCGGAGGACACCUUGAUCUUCCAUGCCGGAACUACACUCGUUGGCAACGAACUCCAGACUGCUGGUGGUCGGGUCAUUGCUUCUACCGCUACAGCAUCGAGUCUCGAGGAAGCUGUCCGCAAGAGCUAUUCCGGCAUUUCCACAAUUCACUUUGAAGACAUGUUCUACCGUAAGGACAUCGCGCACCGUGCCUUCAGGCAAAGAGAUGCUGUUGAAUCCCAGAAGGAGUCUCUCACCUAUGCCGCUGCCGGUGUUUCCAUUGACGCUGGCAAUGACCUCGUCAAUCAGAUUAAGAGCUCUGUUGCUCAGACCAAGCGUCCUGGUACAGAUGCAGUGAUCGGUGGCUUUGGGGGUCUCUUUUCUCUGGCUGCUGCCAACUCUGCCUACCACCCUCACUCCCCUACAUUGAUCGGAGCCAUCGAUGGUGUUGGAACCAAACUCAAGAUCGCACACACCGUGGGAAUCCACGACACGGUGGGUAUUGACCUUGUAGCCAUGAACGUCAACGACCUGGUCGUCCAAGGCGCAGAGCCCCUGUUUUUCCUCGACUGCUAUUCUUGCGGUAAAUUGGACGUCAACACGGCCUCUGCUUUCGUCACCGGUGUUGCCAACGGUUGUGUGCAGGCCGGAUGUGCCCUCAUUGGCGGUGAGACUGCCGAAAUGCCUGGCCUCUUCAUUGACGACACCUAUGAUGCUGUGGGUGCUGCCGUAGGUGCGAUCAACACUGUUGGAGACAAUGCUCGUGCUAUUCUUCCAGAGACCUCCGCUAUGCAAGACGGCGAUGUUCUCCUCGCCUUGGCUUCCUCCGGUCCUCAUUCGAACGGGUACUCUCUCGUCCGGAAAAUCGUCGAACGCUCCGGAUUGAGCUACAACGACCCGGCUCCUUUCUCAAUGCCUUUCAGCAACGAACCUCUUUCCCUCGGCCGUGCCCUCCUUACCCCAACCCGCAUUUACGUGAAGCCUCUCCUGAAAGCGCUCUCCAUCCCCUCCAGCAACAAGACUACCGGCCCCUUCUCGUCAGCCAUUAAGGGUCUUGCCCACAUCACUGGUGGCGGUCUGGUUGACAAUGUGCCUCGUAUGCUGCCUUCGACGCUGACUGCGCAUAUCAACGUCUCUACCUGGCAGCUUCCGCCAGUUUUCGCCUGGCUUAAGAAGAACGGCAAUGUCACUGCCCCUGAGAUGGCGCGUGCGCUCAACUGCGGUGUGGGUAUGAUCAUUGCUGUUGAGAAGGAGGCCGCUGCCGCAGUCAAGGAUCUGCUGCAGAAGGAGGGAGAGACGGUCUACGAGGUCGGUGAGCUCAAGAAUAAGAACGAGGGAGAGGAGGGAUGUAUCCUCCAGGGAUUGGAGACGUGGGACGCUUAG
Molecule: messenger RNA, 2454 nt
Organism: Aspergillus pseudonomiae
Lineage: Eukaryota; Fungi; Ascomycota; Eurotiomycetes; Eurotiales; Aspergillaceae
Gene: ade1
Product: bifunctional aminoimidazole ribotide synthase/glycinamide ribotide synthase
Exons: 3
Coding region: 1-2454 (817 amino acids)
Biological process (GO): 'de novo' IMP biosynthetic process; adenine biosynthetic process
Cellular component (GO): cytosol
Molecular function (GO): metal ion binding; phosphoribosylamine-glycine ligase activity; phosphoribosylformylglycinamidine cyclo-ligase activity
Source: RefSeq, a predicted model, not a curated record